AUGGACGCCCAGAAACAGCUUCAGGCCCUUUCGGACGAGUUCCAGCAGCUGCAGACCGAUCUCGAGGGUCUGGUCGAUGCUCGCCAAAAACUUGAGUCGCAGCAGCAAGAGAACCAGGGUGUGCAGAGCGAAUUCGCCCAACUGGACGAUGAAUCGAACAUCUACAAGCUCGUUGGACCUGUGCUACUGAAGCAGGACAAGGCUGAAGCUACCAUAGCCGUCAACGGUCGCUUGGAGUUCAUCGAGAAAGAAAUCAAGCGCAUUGAAGGAGAGAUCAAGGAUAAGGAGGAGAAGGGCGAGAAGAAACGCGCCGAGGUUCUUCAAAUCCAAGCCCAGGCCCAACAACAAGCUGCAACUGCUUCAGCUUAA
Molecule: messenger RNA, 369 nt
Organism: Penicillium argentinense
Lineage: Eukaryota; Fungi; Ascomycota; Eurotiomycetes; Eurotiales; Aspergillaceae
Product: tubulin-binding prefolding complex subunit YKE2
Exons: 4
Coding region: 1-369 (122 amino acids)
Biological process (GO): protein folding; chaperone-mediated protein complex assembly
Cellular component (GO): cytoplasm; prefoldin complex
Molecular function (GO): protein-folding chaperone binding
Source: RefSeq, a predicted model, not a curated record